AUUGCAACUAAUCCUUCAUCCUAUCACCUGUCGCAACCAUGUCUGCACCAAACUUACUGUCCCUUCCAACUGAAAUCAUAUUCCAUAUCUUCAAACGGCUUGAUCGGCCCAGCAAGCUCUCACUCGGCCUGACAUGCCCCCGCAUCCUUGCUUUAUACGCAAGCUUUUUCGACAUGGAGCGCUACCGCCAUGAUCCUGAUGCGCGGGAAAAGCUUCGGUUUUCAGCAGAUGUCUCCUGGGAUGAUCCUCAAGGCAUGGCAGUUACAAUCAGAUAUCUGACCCUCUCCGGCGGGGACGGUAUCAAUAGCGAGCCGUCAUCACCAACAACCGAAGAGCCAUCGCCACUCAGUACUAGUACUGCCGAAGGACAACAUGCAGAACCAGGCUUCUCGACCGGAUUCUCCUGGGGAGGCGAAGAGGAAGCAACCAUUCCAUCAUACGCCGAAAGCAACGAGGCGCGUGAGGAUGCUAUGGUAGUAUCAAUCAUGUCCGAGUGGCUGAAGACAAGAUUCCGAAUCCAUGGUGGUUGCAUUUUAUGCGUUGAAUGUGGUCGCUACAUGUUGUGUCGUGGGCCAGAUGGGAGAAGGGUCCGUUGGACAGAGAACCAGUUGAGGCGUUCACCCUGGAUGCAACAUUGCGGUCCUUGUGAUGCUGCGAUGGGUAUUGCGCCUGGGACAGUAUUAUCCUGAAUUUUACGGCAGGAUAGCAUCGCGUUGGAGGAGAAAAUCAAGUAAAACUAAUGAGCAUGCUCUUUUUCAACAAGUGCACAUAGGCAAUGCUAUUUAUUGUAUCUGGUAUUGAACCACGGUUAAAAACUGACAUUCUUUUUGUUGUCUUCUA
Messenger RNA from Talaromyces stipitatus ATCC 10500, 840 nucleotides. RefSeq lists its product as uncharacterized. Gene Ontology annotation, molecular function: protein binding. The record is from RefSeq and is a predicted model, not a curated record. The coding region runs from base 39 to 689 and encodes 216 amino acids. Lineage: Eukaryota; Fungi; Ascomycota; Eurotiomycetes; Eurotiales; Trichocomaceae. The transcript is spliced from 2 exons.